Aegilops tauschii subsp. strangulata is the source of this 1383-nucleotide messenger RNA. Its product is annotated as serpin-Z1-like. Gene Ontology annotation, molecular function: serine-type endopeptidase inhibitor activity. NCBI's taxonomy places the organism in Eukaryota, Viridiplantae, Streptophyta, Magnoliopsida, Poales, Poaceae. The record is from RefSeq and is a predicted model, not a curated record.
AUGAGCAAACCAAGAAAAGCACAGCCGCCAAGUGAGGAGCAAGCCAUGGAGGAGCAGCAGGUCGUGGACGCCAUGAAGGACCAGGCCGCCCUCUCGAUGCGCCUCCUCCGUGGCCUCGGCCUCCGCGGCGAGCAAAACCUCGCCUUCUCGCCGGCGUCUUUCCACGCCAUCCUGUCCCUCCUCGCGGCUGGUACCACCGGUGCCAUUCGGGACCAGAUCGUCUCCUUCCUGGGCCCCGCCGGCGCUGAAGCGCAUGCUGCCCUCGUGUCCCACUUUGGCCAAACACCGAGCCACCAGGAAGAGGACGAGGAAGGACAUCCCAUGGUCCGGUGCGCCACUGGGGUGUGGGUCGACUCCUCUCUCCACCUCAAGCCCACCUUCGCGACCAUGGCGGCAUCCAGGUUCAACGCGGAGGCGCGAGCCGUCUGCUUUGGGUCAAACCCCGAGCAGGCCAGGUCCGAGAUCAACGAGUGGUUCGAGGGCGAGACAGGCGGCCGGUGGAAGGAGCUUGUACCUGAGGGUUCCAUCAACGCCGCCACGGUCGUCGUCCUCGCCAACGCGCUCUAUUUCAGAGGCUACUGGUACGACCCCUUCGACCCUGAGCUCACACAAGACGGCGACUUCUACGUCUCGCCCGGGCACGCCGUUCGCACGCCCUUCAUGGUGGGGGGCUACCUGCACGAGAACAUGUGCAUCGCCUGCCACCCCGGCUUCAAAGUCCUGUGGAUGCCCUACUGCGGCCACUACCAGGACUGUCGCUCCUCCAUGUGCAUCUACCUUCCUGACGAUCGCGGCGGGCUGCCGGAGUUGGUGCGCGCGCUCAGCUCUGACCCAUCCGUGCUAUUCGCCGUGCCGGAGAAACUGGUCCCCACGGCCGAGCUGAGGAUCCCCAAGUUCGACGUGUCGCAACGGCUCGAGGCCUCGCACCUCCUCCGUGAUCUCGGGCUGGACCUGCCGUUCCGUCUCAAUCCAGCCGGUCAGUCCUUCUCGGAGAUGCUGGCCUUGGACGAGCACGAUUCCAAGAUGCCGAUGGCGGUGUCGUCCGUCGUCCACCAGUGCUCUGUCAACAUCAACGAGCAAGGUACCGUGGCCGCCGCAGCCACCGACAUGGAGAUUCUGGGGUUCACCGACGCCGACGGCGCCAUGGUUCGCAGCAAGAUCACCUACUACACGUUAUUCACGUUGGAAGCCAUCCUCAACUCCAUCCAGGCCGAGGCGAAGGUGGAGGCAAACCGCCGUUUCCUCCCGGAGGCGGACAUGGAGCUUGAGGACGCCUUCGCGUACGGGGAGAACGACGACAGGGGCCAUUGUUUCGCCUGGCCACCAAUGACUACGAGGACAGCAGCUGGCACGAAAGUCAUUUACAUAUCCAAUGACGAGUAG